This is a messenger RNA of Auxenochlorella protothecoides, 858 nucleotides long. RefSeq names its product E3 ubiquitin-protein ligase listerin. Gene Ontology annotation, biological process: ribosome-associated ubiquitin-dependent protein catabolic process; rescue of stalled cytosolic ribosome. Gene Ontology annotation, cellular component: RQC complex; cytosol. Lineage: Eukaryota; Viridiplantae; Chlorophyta; Trebouxiophyceae; Chlorellales; Chlorellaceae. The transcript is spliced from 3 exons. The record is from RefSeq and is a predicted model, not a curated record. Gene Ontology annotation, molecular function: ribosomal large subunit binding; ubiquitin protein ligase activity. Bases 1 to 858 code for a protein of 285 amino acids.
AUGGCGUUCACAUUCGGCGCCAGGUAUGUGCAGCAGCUGAGUGCGUCCCAAAGUGACCAGUCUGAGCCUGCUGACCAGGCUCCCACGGCCACCAUUCCGAGUGAGCUGCCUGGUGAAGUCAGCCAGCACCUGCAGAGGCUCACAAAACGGGAUGGGACCACCAAGAUCAAGGCGCUGCAGGCCCUCGGGAGGUGCAUCGCGGAUGGGCCGCCCGAUCAGGCCGUGCUCAUCCUCCCCUACUGGUCCUUUGUGGUCCCACGCCUGGUCCUGGACGCCAACCGAUCUGUGCGGCUGGAGUGCGUGCGUGUGAUGGGCGCCAUGGCCGGCGCAGCCGGCCGGCGGCUCGCACCCCAGCUGGGCAACAUCAUGGGGCCCUGGCUCCUCUCCCAGUCCGACGAGAAGCUGGAGGUGGCGCGGGCCGCGCGGGAGACCCUCUCCGCGACGUUCCCGGGGCCCAAGCGUGACAUGGCCAUCCAGCACUGCUGGCGUCAGGUCACGAGGUACCUGUCGCGCCUAAUGGCGGCCAGCCCCGAGGCCCUGGGUGACGCCAAGACGGAGACCAAGGAGGAGUUGAGCGACCGGCAGGCCCAGGCGCUUCUGGGUUGCUGCGGCCUGCUCGCCGAGCUGGCCGGCUGCGCCGAUGCAGGGGCGCUGCCUGAUGUACAGCGCCUCCUCGUGUCACCUGUCUUCCUGAAGGCAGUGAUGACGCAUGCCUCCCCCGCCCUCCGGCGGGCCGCCUACCGCCUCAUGGCCGAGGUCGGGCGGAGGAAGCUGCUCUCGGAGGUGCGCGAGGGCAUGCAUCCGAGCCUCUCCCUGUGUGGUGGGACCUCAUAUGCCAGCGUCAUCGCACCGGCCUAG